Symbiodinium necroappetens is the source of this 2296-nucleotide messenger RNA. The record is from the annotation of a GenBank genome assembly. NCBI's taxonomy places the organism in Eukaryota, Dinophyceae, Suessiales, Symbiodiniaceae.
GAGCAAGCCCUUCACAGAGGAGCAGAGAUCAAUAAUCUUUACGAAGGUUGGUGUGUAUUCCGCCAACCACAUCCAGCCGCCUCAGAGACCCAAGGCACUUGUGGUCUUCGGCCCUCCAUCCGUCGGGAAAUCAACCCUGAGCAUGGAGGUCGCCAAGCGUAUUUUCGACACGCCUGGCAACGUUGUGUGUGUUGAUGGCAACGACGUGCGCGACGCGCACGACGGGUUUCAAAAGGUGGCCCAGCACGGCUUGCAGCACAACCUGAUCCACACCGAUGCCUGGGAGAUCCUGAAGGCAACGAAGACCGUUGAAAACCUGAAGAAGGACAUCUUCGCUUUGGGUGUGAAGAACCGACAGAAUCUGAUCAUCCCAGAGUGUGCGCUUAAACCUGAGAGGGUUUACAAGAUGCUGGAGCAGAUGGAAAAGGCAGACUACGAGAUGCACGCCAUUUGCCUCUGGGCACCUCUUGAGGCCGCGCAGCAGCGGGGAAGGAUCAGAUCGCUGAAGGCUGGAAAGGCCUACAGCCCCAAAUUCCACGGUCCCAGUUGUGUCGGGGCUGUUGAUUGUGCGUGGCAUUGGCACAAGAAGAUCCAGGAGGGAAGCCGAGCUUACUGCAGCGUCCGAUGCUAUGACAACACAGUCAGACCAUGUCAUCCUGUUCACCUCGAAGAGUUUGAGCGCUUGACAAAGAUGAGCAAGGAGGAAGCAGAAGCACACAGCCGAAACUGCAUGCUGACACGCUCGGCGCGCGGCGGCGGCGUCCGUUUCUCUCAGAUUAGAAGUGCAACCUCGCGCCUGCAAGGAACCCUGCAUUUGUCGGCUGAGAGCCUGGCGCAGAUGCUACAGGCUUCGCUCGUCCGUGGCCGGUGGCAAGGCCGGAUGCGCGAUCUCCAUGCUCGUGAUUGUUGCCGGAUGCCUUUGCAUGAUGAGGACACGCCUGUGGCUUGCUGGCUAGGCUCGCAAUCGGACCUGCGAUUUGCCAGAUGGAUUCUCUUCUCGAGGUGCAGGGUCAUGGUGUUUUGCGUUGGGUACGGCCGCCAAGUGGAGAAUGAAUCUGCGCCCCUCCUCUCGCAGGUGCGCAGCAUGUUGCAAGCGAUGUUGUUCGCAAUUGCAACCGCCGCUGUGGCCGCGAAGUCGGGGAAGGGAGGUCUUACCACUUUGAAGUCGCCACUCGAUGAGUCUGCAUGGGAGGGCGUGCGUGCGGCGGAUGCCAUGCCGGGCUUUAACGUGGAGGUUCUCAAUUCAACUUCCUGCUCCAAGAAGGUGCGCCGAGGCGACGAGGUCCAGAUUUUCUUCGGUGCUGCAACCGGGCAGCAGCAUGUGGAGCAAGCGGCCUCCCGCGGCUUGGCUGAGCAGAACUUCAUCGUGGGAAAGCACAACGUCCCAGCUGUCAACAAAGGCAUUGUUGGCAUGUGUCCAGGAGACACGCGUCGCAUUUCGGUGAAGUCACACGCGAUUGACUACACCGUGAAUUUGGUGAACAUCACCGGCGGGCCCCUGCGCAUCAAGGUCUCAAGAGCAGCAGUUCGACUUCCAAGGGAGGUCGCUGCAUUACCAUCGGAUCUGACUUUGCCGCGAAUGACUCUCUGGAGGCACAUCUAUCCAUCGGAAAGCUUUGUCCAGGAGCGCGAACAGGAGCUCUUCAAGUAUUUCUCUGGAGCUUUGCAAGCGGCUUCGGAGAAGGCGGCGGCCGACCCAGACCGCUGCACGGAUGCAGCCGACGUCUGUCACGCGCUGCCGAGUUUCUUGGGCCUGCAGAAGCAAUUUGCUUGCCCGCUUGCUUCACGUUCAUCGCGCAGGAGAAAGAUGGGCAACACCAGCUGCGCUUGCUUUGCGCAAGUUGAGGAGGCUCCUGUGGAGUACUUGCCUGACCUGGCAAAGGACUUGCAGGAGUCUGACAUCGUAGCUCUGGCUCCCAUCGCUGAGGACGUGGCGGAGGCAAACGCCAUGAACAGCGGAGAGGAGCUGCCCACGCUCCUGAAGCUCUUCAAUGACCAGCGCGACCUCAAUAUCGAUGAGAUCAAGGCGCCGCUGGCGCCUGCGAAGCCUGCGAAUCCUGAGAAGCAACUUGCAAGGGCACAAACCGACAGCCUGCAUGAGCAGCGACCGGGCUUCCGCCGGAGCAUGACGUCGCCGGAGAACUGGGCAAAGGGCGAGGCACGGCUACGAAGUGGGGUGAGGAAAGCUGCUGGCAGUGUGAUGAAUGCCAUCUCGGCGUCAAGAAAUUCUCAUAUGCUGUGUGCGAGUUUCGGAAUGACCUCCCAGUAUCAUCGCAGUCGCUCAUCGUUGGCCUGA